This is a messenger RNA of Siniperca chuatsi (mandarin fish), 2373 nucleotides long. RefSeq names its product target of myb1 membrane trafficking protein (gene tom1). Gene Ontology annotation, biological process: signal transduction. Gene Ontology annotation, molecular function: ubiquitin binding; clathrin binding; phosphatidylinositol binding. The transcript has 17 exons. Lineage: Eukaryota; Metazoa; Chordata; Actinopteri; Centrarchiformes; Sinipercidae. Gene Ontology annotation, cellular component: membrane; endosome. The record is from RefSeq and is a predicted model, not a curated record. Bases 376 to 1743 code for a protein of 455 amino acids.
CUGUAGUUUUCAGCGGUGAGUGCAGACACGUAGAGUGCCUGUACGGGGUGCAGUUACAGAGCACUGACAUCAUUACGCCGGCCGUCUGAUAAUUGCAGGCUGCUUUCCCUUUAAAGUAUGACGCAGCUCAACUAGUGCCCCACUUUGCUGUGUGAGCAGCAGCAGUGUGCAGGAGCGAGCGCGGCUUGUCGUAGCAUACGGCUCUGCCCGGGGACGUCGGUGCUUCGCUGGGCCCUCACCGCUCAUCAACAUGGAGUUUUUAAUGGGGAAUCCGUUCAGCACGCCGGUGGGACAGCGGAUCGAUGUUUACAGGACGCCUAGCGAUGAGAGUGUGCAACCAGCUCCAGCCUGCCAGCAGAAGACUGGGCCCUCAACAUGGAGAUCUGCGACAUGAUCAACAGCUCGGAGGAAGGACCCAAAGAUGCAGUCAGAGCCAUAAAGAAAAGGAUUGUGGGGAACAAGAACUUCAAGGAGGUUAUGCUGGCGCUCACUGUCCUGGAGACUUGUGUGAAGAACUGCGGCUACAGAUUUCACAUCCUGGUGACGACACGGGAUUUUGUAGAGGGGGUGCUGGUGCGGUCGAUCAUCCCGAGAAACAACCCUCCAUUAGUCCUGCAUGACAGAGUUCUUAGCAUCGUACAGGCGUGGGCUGAUGCAUUCCGCAGCUCACCCGACCUGACGGGUGUGGUGUCAGUGUACGAAGACCUGCGAAGGAAAGGACUUGAGUUCCCCAUGACAGAACUAGACGGUUACUCACCCGUCCAAGCCCCAAAAACGACUUUGCCUGGGAACGGGCCUGCUGUCACUACUCUGCCUGCUGUGCUCCUAUCUUCCAAACCUCCGCUCAUCCCAUCUCAGACUUCUGAGCUAAAGCUGGCCUUAGAGGGAAACAAUGCCUUCACUCCUAGCCAGGUAAAAAAGCUGAAGACAGAGCUGGGAGUGGUGCGGAGCAACCUGACUAUGAUGUCAGACAUGAUGAGUCAGCUGGAUCCUGUCACAGUAAAACAAGCAGACAUGGAGCUGCUGGAGCAGUUAUACACAGUAUGUAAAGAAAUGCAAGAGAGGAUAGUGAAGAUCGUCCCCAGACUCAGUGAGGAGAAGCUGAUUGAGGAGUUGCUGGCAACUAACGAUGAGAUGAACACCGCCUUUACUCGCUACCACAGGUUUGAAAGACGAAUAACAAAUGGUCCAAACACAGCACAGAAGAGCCACACAUACGUCAACCUAACAGACCUCGAUUUGACAGCUGAGUCUGUCAGCCAAUCAGGGGUGGCAUCAGUUACCAAUGACAGCUCACUCAGCCAGUCAAAAGCUGACAGUUUGUCCGGUCAGAUGGCGAGACUUAGUACAAGUGAAUCAGAUGACACAAUAUCACAGAAAAUAAAUGUCUCAACUCAACAAAGACCAAGCGAGCGGAAUGAAGUUGCAGUGGACGGCCUGGCUCGGGCUCAGGACAGCAGGCUACUAAACACUGGAACGGAUGGCAGCCCAGCCUCCACCUGCAGCUCCUCUCCAAAGUUAGAUUGGAUGAUUAAAAGGGGAAUGAUUCCUAUCAACCAGAACACUGUAAUGGAUGAUAUUGAGAAAUGGCUAGAGUUGGAUGAUGAGUAUGAUGACUUUGAGGAUGCGGAUGGUGUGACCAGUGAAGAGUUUGACAGGUUUUUAGCAGAGAGAGCAAAAGCAGCUGAGCGCCUGCCAUCGCUGAGAGCUUCUUCACAGGAUACCAACCACUCCGAGUCUUAAGUUACACUUUAAACCUGCUUUGAACUAACACUACUCAUGAAGCUCCUGCGCCAUCGGCUGAGAGAUGGAGAUGUCUUUUAGAUGAAUGGUUGAAUGGCACAUUUGACAUGGGAAUUACAGCCCAUAUCUGAGGAAGGUCGUCAUAGCUGUGUAUACUGCUCUUUCCGGGUGAGCAAACGCGUUUUUUAACUGAUAAAAAUAAUGUUAUUUGAUGAAUAACAGAGGUUUUUACUUGACAUUGUUAUGAGGGUUUGGCCAUGUGUGGAAUGCAAACAUUUGCACAUUUUAUAUGGUUACAUUCCUGUUGCUGAAAGAGAGCGAGAGGAUAUUGUUACAGACAACAACUUUUGCAAUAUAGAUUAUGCAUUAUAUUGCUGAUGAUGAUGUAUAUUGUCAAACAUGAUGAUGGGUUAUAGCAUACGCCCCUGUCAAAGUAGCAAACACUGUAAACCUGUAUGUAAGAGAAGCUCAGCUAUUAUGUAAUGGAAUAGUUUGAUGCUCGACAUCAUUAUUGAUGUAAGAAAACUAAAUGAGAUUUUUUACAUCCAACAUUCCCAUGUGAAGAUGUUUUACUUGAAGGAAGUCAUGACAGACUGCUGUCAUAUAUUAAACUCAAACUAUUAACUGGAA